Molecule: messenger RNA, 1234 nt
Organism: Dissoconium aciculare CBS 342.82
Lineage: Eukaryota; Fungi; Ascomycota; Dothideomycetes; Mycosphaerellales; Dissoconiaceae
Product: Deoxyhypusine synthase
Exons: 2
Coding region: 56-1126 (356 amino acids)
Biological process (GO): peptidyl-hypusine biosynthetic process
Cellular component (GO): cytoplasm
Molecular function (GO): deoxyhypusine synthase activity
Source: RefSeq, a predicted model, not a curated record
CUUCUCCAAGGGACGAAAUGUCAGCGCGGCGGAGAUGGUGGAGAAUUUCGCCCAUAUGGGGUUCCAGGCUUCGUCAUUGGGCCGAGCAAAGGAGAUCGUGGACGGGAUGCGCACUUGGCGAGAUCCCGAAACCGGCGACAAGACGACCAUCUUCCUGGGUUACACGUCCAAUCUGAUCUCAUCCGGCCUGCGAGAGACCAUCCGCUGGCUGGUGCAACAUAACCACGUCUCCGCCAUCGUGACCACCGCCGGCGGCGUCGAGGAGGACUUCAUCAAAUGCCUGGCUCCGACCUACCUCGGCGACUUCGCCACGGCUGGGGCCGGGCUUCGCGCCAAAGGCAUGAACCGCAUCGGGAACCUCGUCGUGCCGAACAGCAAUUACUGCGCCUUCGAAGACUGGGUGAUGCCGAUCCUCGACCAGAUGCUCCUCGAGCAAGAAGCCGCGCGGACCCAACCCGCCUCGACCGACGACGACGACGACGACGAACCCUUCUCCUGGACGCCCAGCAAGGUCAUCGCCCGCCUCGGCCACGAGAUCAACGACCCCCGCAGCGUCUACUACUGGGCGAGCAAGAACUCGAUCCCGGUCUUCUGCCCGGCGCUGACGGACGGCAGCCUGGGCGACAUGCUCUACUUCCACACCUUCAAAGCGGCCGGGAUCGGCCGCCACCUCCGCAUCGACAUCGUCGAGGACAUCCGGAAGAUCAACACCCUGGCCGUGCGCGCCCGCCGCACCGGCAUGAUCGUCCUCGGCGGCGGCCUCGUCAAGCACCACAUCGCCAACGCCAACCUCAUGCGGAACGGGGCGGAGAGCGCGGUCUUCAUCAACACGGCGCAGGAGUUCGACGGGUCGGACGCGGGCGCCCGCCCGGACGAGGCGGUCAGCUGGGGGAAGAUCAAGGUCGGGGCGGAGAGCGUGAAGGUGAGUUUCUAUCUUUUUCUUUUCUUUUCUUUUUCUUUUUUUCCUUUUACACCUUUUCUCCCUCUUUUUUACCACCCUUUUCUUCUUCUUUGCUAUUCCCCAAGUCCCUGGGGUCUCGCGUCGGAAACCAAAAGGAGUCGGAGAGAGGUUUUGUUUCUUUUUUUUUUUGGAAAUGUCGCGAGCGAGUUUCUUCUUCGGGACUGACGAGCGCUGCCAUGUAGGUCUACGCCGAAGCGACGCUGGCCUUCCCGUUGCUGGUGGCGGCGACGUUCGCCCGAGUCGAUUGAUGGGGAAAUAUGGAAGAGGGGAAAA